Ophidiomyces ophidiicola is the source of this 588-nucleotide messenger RNA. It is a transcript of the gene rpc25, whose product is annotated as DNA-directed RNA polymerase III complex subunit Rpc25. Gene Ontology annotation, cellular component: RNA polymerase III complex. Lineage: Eukaryota; Fungi; Ascomycota; Eurotiomycetes; Onygenales; Onygenaceae. Gene Ontology annotation, biological process: transcription initiation at RNA polymerase III promoter; DNA-templated transcription. The transcript has 7 exons. Bases 1 to 588 code for a protein of 195 amino acids. The record is from RefSeq and is a predicted model, not a curated record.
AUGUUUAUUCUUACAACAAUAUCAGAUCUGGUACAGAUAUCCCCAGAAGACUUUUCAAAGCUUAGCGCUGUCGCGAUUGAAGAUAAUAUCAACGAAAAAUAUGCCAAUAAGGUGAUUCAAAAUGUUGGUCUCUGCAUUGGUUUCUAUGAUCUGCUUGAAUCAUCGGACGGCCUGAUUGGUCAUGGAACGGGACUUGUCAACGUUAAUGUAAGAUUCCGAGUGAUCGUAUUUCGGCCGUUUAAGGGCGAAGUCAUUCUAGGAAAGAUAAUGAGUGGUACAGAGCAAGGCAUCAAAAUUGGCCUCGAGUUCUUCUCUGAUAUUCUAAUACCACCAAGUCUCUUACUUGAUGGUGCAAAAUUUGAUUACACCGAUCAGGUAUGGAUCUGGGAUAAUGGUGAAGGUGCAAUAUUUUACUUUGAUAUUGGCGAAACAGUUCGCUUUAGAGUAGAAGCCGAGGAGUGGAAUGACCAGAUUCCAAAUGCCCCUGAUAUUCCAGACGGCUCAGCCGUACUAGAGCGCAAGGCGCCUUAUUCGAUAAUAGGCUCAAUGCAAAUCGCAGGUCUUGGGCUUAUUGCUUGGUGGUCAUGA